UUCUUUCCUAGCUUGUUUGUUCACUACUAACUUCACUCCCACCAAAAAUCUCUCUCUGCGCCUCAAUGGCGUAUCUUUCACUGUUUCUAUAUCUGCUUCUCCUUCUCUCUACUUUUUUUUCUCUCCCAACUUCUCCUUAGCUUUGCUGUACUACGCUUCGUUACAAGUGCAAGUCCUAGAAACUCGGGACGACCCAGUUCCUCUCUUCUUCUUUGCUUUCAUUGCUCAUUCAUAGUCGUCCCCCCCUUUACUACUUCCUUUGACUUGACUUAGACUUCCCUGAUUUUUUUUAUUUUUUUUUUUCAUUUCUUUCAAUUACAGAGAAUUUUAACAGUUUAAUAGAGUUCUGAUCCAUGUCCAAAGGAAAAGAAAUAGAGGGUGAAGAAGAAAGAGAGGAUAUGUGUGGCAAUGACAGUGAAGUUGGUAGUAAGAAACGGCUUCUUGCCAGGGACUCUGGUACUCGCAUUUGCAUUAAUUCUCAUAGUUCCUCAGGUGGAGAACCUCAGGAUGCAGAUUAUUCCGUUGCUUCGCUGAGUGAUGAGUUAGAGGCUCUGAUCUUGGCCAGGGUUCCAAGAUCAGAAUACUGGAAGUUCUCUUUUGUGAGCAGAAGGUUUUUCUCUCUUGUGAAGAGUGGUGAGGUGUAUAAGAUUAGGAGGGCAAUUGGGUUUAAAGAACCGUCUGUUUUCAUGCUCUCUAUUGGGGAGACUAGCUGGUGGGCAUUUGACAGGCAAUUCAGGUGUUGCAGGAAGCUUCCAAUCUUACCAUCAGACGUGUGCUUUUCAAGGGGGGAUAAGGAGUCGGUUUGUGCAGGGACUCAUCUGAUUGUUUCAGGAAAAGAACUUGAUGGUGUUGUUGUUUGGAGGUAUGAAUUGGCAUCGAACAAAUGGCUCAAGGGUCCUUCUAUGAACAAUUCAAGGUGUUUGUUUGCAUCAGCCACCUGCGGCACCUCUGCUUUUGUAGCUGGUGGCAUGGGAAUGGAGAGUGAAGAGGGAGUGUUGAGUUCUGCUGAGAAAUAUGAUCCAGAGAGCAAAUCAUGGGAGCUUCUUCCAAGGAUGCAUCAGAGGAGGAAGCUUUGCUCUGGCUGUUACAUGGAUAACAAGUUCUAUGUGAUUGGAGGGAUGGACGAGGAGGGGAAAGGUUUAAUUUGUGGGGAAGCAUUUGAUGAGCAGAAAAACACAUGGGAAUUGAUCCCAGAGAUGUUGAAAGAUACCCCCGUCUCAACUUCCCAAUCUCCACCUCUUGUUGCAGUUGCCAACAAUGAGCUCUACUCACUUGAAGCUUCCUCAAACGAGCUGAAGGUCUACCUGAAGAGGAGCAAUUCAUGGAAGAUUUUAGGACCAGUCCCAGUAAGAGCUGAUUUUAAUAGAGGAUGGGGCAUAGCAUUCAAGUCUCUGGGUGAUGAGCUUCUUGUCAUUGGUGCGUCGUCGGUUGCUUUUGCAGGCCGUGGCAUGGCCGUAUACACUUGCUGCCCAGAUCCACAGGCUGAUGAAUUGGAGUGGAGGGCUCUUGACUGUGGCACUAACCAGCUAAGCCACUUUAUUUGGAACUGCUCUGUCAUGGUAACCUGAAAGCUCAAAUCGAUCUGAAGCAGUGGCUCUAGAGUUGUUUGAUAUGAGUGUCUGAAUCAGAGUUUCUUUUUUCUUUUUUCUUUUUUCUUUUUCUUUUUCUUUUUCUUUUUCUUUUUUUGGGUGUUUGUCAGUACAACACAAGCUUAACUGAGUUUGCUGUAAUUUCCUUUUGCAUUACUUUAAGCGUUCCGUGCCCCAUCCAAACUUUGUGAUGAUGACAUAAGGGUCAUUUGAUGAAGCUCGCUGAUUUGAUCUUUCGCUUCUA
Alnus glutinosa is the source of this 1833-nucleotide messenger RNA. RefSeq names its product F-box/kelch-repeat protein At3g27150. Lineage: Eukaryota; Viridiplantae; Streptophyta; Magnoliopsida; Fagales; Betulaceae. Gene Ontology annotation, cellular component: cytosol. The coding region runs from base 354 to 1568 and encodes 404 amino acids. Gene Ontology annotation, molecular function: protein binding. The record is from RefSeq and is a predicted model, not a curated record. The transcript is spliced from 2 exons.